AUGACUAACAUACUUCUUGUUUCUGUUGCUUUGCUACAUUUUCUCCAACAAGGGACCACAAGCAAGAAAUUACCUGGAGUUGAGCAAUAUGAAAUAGUUUAUCCAAGGAAAUUGCACUCAGUACAUAAAAGAGAUGUAGAAAGAAACAAAGAGACAAAAUACGAUGACACAAUGGAGUAUGGAAUCAAAGCCAAUGGAGAGGAAGUCACACUGCACCUACAAAAAAAUAAGCACCUAUUAGCUAGAGACUAUACUGAAACAGUUUAUUCUGAUGACGGUCGACAAAUAACAAGAAGUCCCCAGAUCAAGGAUCACUGUUAUUAUGAAGGUUACAUUCAGAAUGAUGCUGAUUCCAUAGCAAGCAUCAGCGCUUGCACAGGUUUAAGAGGAUAUUUUGAGACCCGUGGUCAGAAGUAUCUUAUUGAACCCUUGGGAACUUCAGAUAGAGACAAACAUGCAGUCUAUAAGUAUGAGAAACUCGAACAAAAGUCCAUAAAAACCUGUGGUGUAAUCAAUAAUACCUGGGAAGCUGAUUCAAGUGACCCCAUCAAUGACAUCUUCAAAUCCAGCAACAGUCCAGAAAUGAAGGCAUACCUGAAAGCAAAAAAAUAUCUGGAAGUUUACAUAGUUGCAGACAACACUUUGUAUAAAAAGUAUGAGGAAGAUGUGAAAACUGUAAGACAAAGAAUAUUUGGAAUAGUCAAUUACAUCAACACGGUUUACAAGGCCAUAAAUAUCUAUGUGGCUUUAAUUGGCCUAGAAAUCUGGACAGAUGGUGAUAAAUGCCUCCUGAGUCGUGCUGCAGGAUUCACUCUGGACAGUUUCGCAAAGUGGCGUCUAUCAGAUUUAUUAAAGAGGAAAAGAAAUGACAAUGCUCAGCUAAUCACAGGCUAUGACUUUGAGGGGACAACGAUUGGAUUAGCCUUUCUAAAAUCCAUAUGCAGUGAUCUAUAUUCUGCAGGUAUUAUUCAGGAUCAUAAUAGAAACGAAAUUGCAGUUGCAGCUACCAUGGCACAUGAGAUGGGACACAACCUUGGCAUGAGUCAUGACACCGAAGCCUGCACAUGUAGUGCUAAAGUUUGUAUCAUGACAGAUACUGUCAGUUCUAUCAUCCCCAAGAAAUUCAGCUCUUGCAGCCUCCAAAGUUUCGAGAAAUACAUGUUGAGUGACAUGCCAAAAUGCUUAACAAACAUCCCAGAUAUAAACAGCAUCAUAGCACCUCCAUCCUGUGGAAAUGGCUUUGUGGAAAAAGGAGAGGAAUGCGACUGUGGUACUGCUGAGGAGUGCACGAAUGACUGCUGCGAGCCCGAGACGUGCAAACUGACGGCAGGUUCCACGUGUGCACACGGAGAGUGCUGUGAAAACUGCCAAUAUAAAAAAUCAGGAGCUAUUUGCCGAGCAGUUAAGCAUGACUGUGACUUGGCUGAGAUGUGCACCGGCUUUUCUGCAAAUUGCCCACCGGAUCGAUUCCGUGUGAACGGAUAUCCCUGCAACUACGGCAAAGGCUAUUGCUACAUGGGAAACUGUCCCACCCGAGAAAACCAAUGCAAAGCUGCUUUCGGACCACAGGCUACUGAAGGUGCAGCUUCCUGUUACCGGAUGAACGAGAAAGGGGUAUAUUACGGAUACUGCAGAAAAGAAAAAGGUAGUCACGUCCCGUGUGAAAAAAAAGAUAUAAUGUGCGGAAAGUUGUUCUGUACUGGGGGGAAAGAGAUGCCUCGGGACGGAAGCCUGGUGACUUUUGAGUCCUGCAAAGCAAGUUUUCCUAGAAAUGGAGAAGCAGACCACGGGAUGAUUCUUGAUGGAACAAAGUGCGGGAAUGGGAUGGUGUGCAGCAAUGGAGAAUGUGUUUAUGCUGAAGAUGUCUUUAGAUCAACUAACUGCUCUGCCAAGUGUACUGGACAUGCUGUAAGAUAUGAGCAUUUGAUGCUAUUAACUUAA
This is a messenger RNA of Fulmarus glacialis (Northern fulmar), 1941 nucleotides long. RefSeq names its product ADAM metallopeptidase domain 28 (gene ADAM28). Gene Ontology annotation, cellular component: plasma membrane. Gene Ontology annotation, biological process: proteolysis. The record is from RefSeq and is a predicted model, not a curated record. The coding region runs from base 1 to 1941 and encodes 646 amino acids. Lineage: Eukaryota; Metazoa; Chordata; Aves; Procellariiformes; Procellariidae. The transcript has 17 exons. Gene Ontology annotation, molecular function: metalloendopeptidase activity.